This is a messenger RNA of Protopolystoma xenopodis, 1938 nucleotides long. NCBI's taxonomy places the organism in Eukaryota, Metazoa, Platyhelminthes, Monogenea, Polystomatidea, Polystomatidae. The record is from the annotation of a GenBank genome assembly.
AUGGCUUCAAAAACAGCUUUUGCUGUUAACCAUGGUCAAAGCUCUUCACUAGCCUGCCCCAAUCUACAAUUGGGUGUUCACAUUCCCCUGUCAUCCAAGCAUUCUGGUAAUAUUGCCCCUGAUAGUCAAGACCUCAUUGGCGAAUGUGACAGUUCAUUCAAAAUUCUUAAUUGCCGAUCUCCGCAACAGCAGCGUCCUUUUCCUGAAUGUUCAACACUCAGAGGCAACAGCAAUAUGAGUGAAACCGAUGUCAUCGGAUUGAGUCAAACAGAAAUUCAACUCGCUUCUUGCCAUAGGAUCUUGCCUGAUCAAACAGUGAUGAUGUAUGAGGCCGCAAAAGUCGGAAUUUCAGCAAAGGGUGUAGAGAGCGGCAAUGAUCGCUUGUGUAUUUCAGAAGAUAGAAUAGGAGAGGCAGCUUUGGAUGGUGAUCAGGAGCUUGACGGUGCGGCCGGGUAUUCGCAGAGAAGCAACUCAUUGUUGAAUCAUCCGGCACUGGCCUCACCAAAAAGCCGAGUUAUCCAUGAUCACAGCCUGCGGAGUCGACGCGUUUCUGCCACAAGUAAAGAGACCUCGAAGAAAAGCUACUCCAAAGAUAUUGCUGGUCUCUCGGUGGAUGAUGGGCUGAUUUGCCGAGAGGAUAACGAACAAGAAACUAGGGAAGAGAAGGCGGUAGAGGGAUGUGAAGAAGUAAGAAAGGAGCAAAAAGCAAAUCUCCCUAAAAGUGGUGGUGAACAGGGCUUGGUUGCGGAAGCAGUUUUAGAACCAGCGGAUGCAGUGACUUGUGGACAAGAUUACAACACUCUUUCUGGCUUUCGGCGCUGGGGCGGCCUUAGUUUUCGAGUUGGCUUAACUACACAGAUGAGGAAGCGUGCAUACGCCUACACAGCUGCUUUAGGCUCUGUUACUUCAAGUGCUAAGGGAGAGGGCUAUAUACACGGCCGCGCACUUUCAUCUACGUUGCGGCCAAAAUUUUCGGGUACUCCGUCACUCAGCCUGAGCGAAAUGUUGCCUGCUAGUGAGGUUCCUGGCUCUCCCGUUGGUAGACUGGGGCAUUUGAACUAUGUCAAUUCAGUUUAUAAAGUACCAGCAGCCUCAUCCUCAACGGCUGCUGCAGCGGCAUGUUGGAAGCAGAAGCUCUUGACUUCUGUCCUAACGGGUCGGUCUCCGUUGCCUUAUAUAAAACAAGAACAGUCUUCCUCAGUCUUAAAUCAAACAUAUGGACGUCAUUUAAUAAGAAAUCGUGUGCAUAAUCGACCUCAGCAGAUUUCGAAUCCUUCUUAUACUGGAUCUAACGAAGGUUCCGCCUUUUUUGAAGCCGCAAAAAUCCUGAGAUCCGAAGCGGCGGACAUGUCAACUGCCGCAGCUGCUGCACGAGAGACCUUAAAGGCAUUGACUAUCAAGGACAGGAGGGAAAUAUUAUGCAACUAUUUUACAACCCUUCAACUCCUGAUUAGCAUAGUAAAUGCUCUCGGUUGCCACCACGGCCAUCGUGACGCGCCUAGUAUACUGCAUGCAUCGUCAGGCUCCAGCCUUUCUUCAGCUGAAGAAUGCGAUGAAGCUGGCGUUUGGCCUUUGCGUGGUUCGGACACUGAGAGUGCUGUGAUUGGUCCGAGAAACGCUGAAUCUACUUUGAAGUCUGGUCUAGAUGUUUCAUCACCAACGACCGUUAGGCAGCUCAAUCGCACGCAACCAUCAGAGGCGAAUUUUUGUACCGGCACAUUGACCACUAAUCAGAGGUUGCAUCUGCUGCGUCAUCAAACCCACGAUUGUUUUCUUUAUCUUUAUCGGCUGAGCCCUGGACAAUUUCGAUGGUUUUGUCUUGGCUACAUCGCUUCUCAACCUGUCAGUGAUAUCGUCGAGAUGCUGCAUUCGCUGACUAGCUUCUGCUUGGAUCCAGCCACACACUCUCCUUCCAGGCUAGGUAAGGGAAGCAAAUGA